AUGUCAAAUCCUCUCAAAAUAGUAAUAAAAAAAAUAUAUAAAGUAUUACCUUAUGUAGCUCCAGAAGUUUUAAGAGGAAAUGAAUCUACUCAUAAAAGUGAUAUUUAUGGAUUUGGAAUCAUUGCAUAUGAAAUUUGUACAGGUUUCCCUCUUUAUUAUGAUAUAGCUCAUGAUGAAUUCUUGGCAAUGAAAAUUUGUAAGGGAUUGAGGCCAAAGUCUAAUUAUAAAAUUCCUAAAUUUAUUUUUGACAUUAUUAAUCAAUGUUGGGAUGCAGACCCUUUAAAACGACCUAAUGCAGAUGAAUUAACUAAUUUAUUUUAUGAAUUAUUUAUUAAGCUUCAUAAUAGUGAAGUGGAUUCUGUAAUUUAUAGACAAGUUAAAGAAGCAGAUGAAAUUAACAAAAAGUCAUCUUCAACAUUUCAGUCACCAUUAUCAUCUACUAGUACACUCUCAUAUAUAACACAUCCUCAAGCAGUUUACACAAGUAGACUUUUAGAUUUUAAAAAUCUUCCAGAACCUGAAAAUGCAGACAAAAAUGAUGAUCUAGAAUAUUCAAGUAAACAUAUAUAG
Rhizophagus irregularis DAOM 181602=DAOM 197198 is the source of this 570-nucleotide messenger RNA. RefSeq lists its product as uncharacterized. Gene Ontology annotation, biological process: protein phosphorylation. The record is from RefSeq and is a predicted model, not a curated record. NCBI's taxonomy places the organism in Eukaryota, Fungi, Glomeromycota, Glomeromycetes, Glomerales, Glomeraceae. Gene Ontology annotation, molecular function: protein serine/threonine kinase activity; ATP binding.